Messenger RNA from Durusdinium trenchii, 1362 nucleotides. The record is from the annotation of a GenBank genome assembly. NCBI's taxonomy places the organism in Eukaryota, Dinophyceae, Suessiales, Symbiodiniaceae.
AUGGCGACGCUCUUGGGCUGCGAUGCGAUACCUGCGGCUUCCGCCUGCGCCAAGGAAGCACGGCAGCAUCUGCCGCGAGAAUGUUGUGGAGAUGCUUUUGAAGAAGAGCUUGUGUCUCAGCCCCUCCCGGCUGCGCCUGCCCCGGCCGCAGAGAUCCGCAGAUCCACCCGCAUAGCUCGUGUUGAGACGCAGGAGAAGUAUUUGGAUCUGGCCUCUGUGCCCGGCUAUGACCCGGCCUACCUUAUGGGCUGGCGCUUAUCGACCACAGGUCACCACACCGUCGAGGACCAGCCUGAAGGCAAUACUCAGUUGUCCACAAAGAAUGGUUGGUCGAGCGUAGCCCUGGCUGGGGACUCCAGUACCAAGCGCUUCACUCGCGCCGCGAUGCAACGCAUGGGUUUGCUACUGCUAUGCCCAGACAGCUCGUGUGAAGUCCCGAAGGAAUUCUGCCCCAAGGACUGCUGCCCGACGGCCUCAUGCGUGAAAGAGAGGUACAAUGCUGCGCUAGAGAUGAGCCGGAGCGUGGAGCCGGAUGUCGAGGCGGCUGCAUGCACUGUGGAUGCAGAGGUCUAUGCCUCAAUUGACGCCCCUGAGGAGGCAGCUAUAGAAGAAGCCCAGGAAGCGCAGGUUGAGCAAGGGAAGAGCGAACGUCGAGACAGUACCUCUUCAAGAAUGUCGAAAGUUUCGCAAAGGAGCAUCGCCUCCCAAACCUGGGCCCCAGCCGCCACCCGGGCCCUUCUGUCCAAGCAGCCCCGGCGGCGAAGUACCUGCUCGGUGAGCAGCAUCACCAACUCGGCGACCACCUCGACGGUUCGGUCCUUGCUGAACACCAAGGCGGUGCUUGAGGAUUUGGAGGGCUCCGAAGAAUAUGAAUAUGGGCGCCUUUUGCCAAUUCUUUUGGAGAUGGAGCGGGAGACUCCGGGUGAGCAAUGUGUGAGGCAGUUCUUGGCCGAAAACUGCGAGAUCAGCCCGUCCUUGCUGGAUGCCUUGCCUUUUCUUCGGACCUUGGAAGAUCCAAGCUUUCAGUUGUCACAAGACUUCAGGAAGACGUCAGUAUUUCGACACUUUCUGAUUGUGCUGCAGGAGCUCUCGGUGUCGGACGCCACCUGCGAGCAGAGCUUCCGGCAGCUGAGCCGCCGCGGCGGCAGCGGCGGAGCCCUGCAGCCAAAGUGCCAGCAGCGUGCCCAGCAGUUGUGCAUCCAUCGCUUUGAGGCAAACAUACCAUGGAAGGAAUGGGAGGAGGUCUUGUCCGUGGCCUUCCGGGGUGCUGGUCCCAAGCUGACCUAUACCUCUUGGGCAGUGGCCUGUCGCCGGACCAUGCGCAUCGUGCGGCUGAUCAUUACCUUGCGGCUCGCGCGCUGA